AUGUCGCAGUUCCUGUCCGGCGGCGCCGUCGACUGCGGCCCCAGCAACGCCCUCAAGGAUGUGUCAUCGCUCGUCGAGCGCGACUAUGGCGUCCAGCGUGACCGGUUUACCCCCCAAGCAGGAUCAAGCUCAUCGUCAAAUGCAUUCCGCACGCGUCCAGGCGUUCAGCAACAGCAGGCUCCUUCGCCGCAAGCCAGCGCGUUCGACGUCUCACAGCUCCGCACCCACCUUCCCCCUGCUCAAGUCGCCGGCCCCUACGUGCCGGUGGCGCACGCGGCACCGGCCCAUGCUCCCGCCCAGCAGCCGUCGCACUGGGCCGACUCGUACUCCGCCAAUGGUCUGGGAAAGGGCAAAGCUCGCGCCGACGCCCCCGUUGGUGUAUGGGGAAGCGAGUUUGCUGCCCAGGACCAGCAGCAGCGUGCGGGCUCGCCCGCUCUGGCACCAUGGCAGCGUGGUCCAACACACGCUGCUCCGUCCCCUGUGGCCGCGUACCAGCAGCAGCCCAUGUUCCAGCAACCGACCUUCCAGCCCGCGUUUCAGCAGCAGCCCAUGUACCAUCCUCCUCCGAAUGUCAUCACGCCCAACCCGCAGUACUUCCGACAGCCACCGCCCACCCCCGCGUUGGAGCAAAAGGCGCAGGAGCAAGUGGUUCAGCAAGAACGUCCAGCCGAGGCACAGCAAAAUGCGCAGGCACCACUGAGCGGUCCUGACGACGAGCUCGCACGCACUGCACGAGCACUCGUGGACCAGCUCGGACAAGAGGACCAGCUUCAGACAAACGAAAAGCUCAACAACAGCCAGUUUGUCCAGCUCCUGCGUGGCCUCGGCACGGGCUCUGUCGUUGUCCAGGAAGGAACGGGCGAGGUGGCCGAGGGCGAGGAGGUGGGCGACGGCGCCAAGUUUGUCGCUGCCUCGAGCGGGGGCGACUGGGCGUCGGCGUUCAUUGGUUCUGAAGGUGGUGCGACGACUACCUUUGACCCCGUCACUGUGCCCAUCACCCAGCCGAUUACCUCCAUCCCCACCGAAGCGCCUGUCAAGACCGGUUACAUGACUCCCAACUAUGAAUCCCACCCGCCAACUCUCGAGAUCGGCCAGGACGCGUGGUCGCAGCAGUUCCAGGCGGCCCUUACCAUGUCCGACGGCGCAGAAAGGCUGCAAGCACGCCGCAAGAGCGUCCACUUUGACGAAGACCAGGUCAUGCCUGGGAUGCCGUACGAUCUCGCCGAGGCCCAGCAGCACACCACUGCGAUCCCUGGUGCGACCAGCAUGUGGGAGGAAGGCAUUAGCGGGCUCGCCGUCGACGAGGACCUCGAUGACGACUUUGACACCGAGAUGCUCCAGCACUUCAACGGCAUGCCCCGCGUCGCCAGUGAGAGCGCAUACGGCCCCGCCGCCCACGAGGGAUGGGGCGUGCUCCAGGACGGAUGGGAGGAGCAGGUCGGCGCCGUCCACGGCCCCACUGCUGAGCCGUACCUCUUCCACACGUCCAACCCGUACGCACUCGGUUCCCCAAUCGUGCGUGAGCUAUCACCCACGACGAUGGGUGUGCUCGAACUGGAAGCUGCCGUCCAGCAGGACCCCCGUGACGCAGCCGCCUGGCUCGCUCUGGGCCUGAAGCAGCAGGAGAAUGAACGUGAGGACGCCGCCAUCCGCGCCCUCGCCAAGGCGACCCAGCUCGCACCGGACACUCGCGAAGCAUACCUCGCCCUGGCCGUCAGCUACGUGAACGAGAACCAGCUUUCAAAGGCACACGCUUCGCUUGAAAAGUGGAUCGAGCUUGGUCAGCCCGAGGCCCUCCUCUCCCAGACUCCCGGUGAGACUGCAGCCGAGCGCCAGGCACGCAUCAUUUCCCGCCUCAUCGACAUUGCCCGCCAGAACCCCCACGACCUCGACGUCGACGUCCAGGUGGCCCUGGGUGUGCUCUUCAACUCUAGCGAGGAUUACGCCAAGGCCGAGGACUGCUUCAACGCCGCGCUCGAGGCCCGCCCCACCGACUGGGUGCUGUACAACCGUCUGGGCGCGACGCUCGCCAACUCGGGCCGCUCGCACGAAGCCAUCAAGUACUACCACAAGGCGCUGGGCAUGCACCCCAACUUUGUCCGCGCCCAGUUCAACUUGGGUAUCUCGUACAUCAACUUGGCGCAGUACCGCCUUGCCGCGCAGUGUAUCCUCGACGCCAUCCGCCUGCAGCACGCAGACGUUACGGAGGGGUACGGGGCCGGUACCAACGAAGGCGGGUCGUUUACAAAGGGCGUGACCAGCGAUGCCCUCUGGACCACGCUCCGCAUGGCCUGUCUCCACCUCCAGAGGCCCGACCUGGUCAACCUCGCCAACCAGCAGGACCUCAAUGGAUUCCCCCUCGAGAUCUAA
This is a messenger RNA of Apiotrichum porosum, 2370 nucleotides long. RefSeq lists its product as uncharacterized. Gene Ontology annotation, molecular function: protein binding. Gene Ontology annotation, biological process: protein import into peroxisome matrix, docking. Bases 1 to 2370 code for a protein of 789 amino acids. The transcript is spliced from 5 exons. The record is from RefSeq and is a predicted model, not a curated record. Gene Ontology annotation, cellular component: cytosol; peroxisomal membrane. NCBI's taxonomy places the organism in Eukaryota, Fungi, Basidiomycota, Tremellomycetes, Trichosporonales, Trichosporonaceae.